AUGUUUCCUUCGGUAUCUGAUGUCCUCGGCAGUGUGUCCAAUCUGCAAGAUAGCAAACACACGGUAAGUCCUAGGGCACCGGUGUGGUACCGGCCGAAGGCUCUCCGAUGCUUAAGUAAGUACGGGUUUAAUAAGUUUGAACUACAGAUCAAUAGGCAGUAUGCCAGUUUCGAUGUGGGACUGUGGACAUCAGUUGUGGGACUGCCACGUGUCGAAGGGGGUGAAGUUGCCCUAGUGUUGCGAUCGGUAGGGUUGGUACCGAAGGUGGGAGUCCCCCAAGUCCUCUUGCGAGAGUUCUCGGAAGGGGAUUUGAAGUCGUCUUCGGAAGGAAAUGUUGUCCUACCGUUCGGUAGUCCAGUUGGGGAAAGGGGCUCAACUUUGGCCCUUCCGUCAUUAUUCGUUCAGAGGCUGACGUUGGCGAAGUCAGAAGGUCGCGUCGAGCGAACGAGUGAAGGGACAUCUGAGCGCUUCGACUUCCGCGCCUCGCGUGCCGUCAGUCCCCCAUAG
Messenger RNA from Prunus armeniaca (apricot), 507 nucleotides. NCBI's taxonomy places the organism in Eukaryota, Viridiplantae, Streptophyta, Magnoliopsida, Rosales, Rosaceae. The record is from the annotation of a GenBank genome assembly.